CAGACGCCAUGUUGAAAAUUUUAGAUCGUUGAAGAACUAGAGAUACAGUGCUGCCAACAAAAUAAAAAUAAACUUAACCUAACCCUAACCUAGAAAUUAAUAAUAAAAAUGUAUACCCUACAGCAAACAAUUAUUUAGGAAAUCAAAAUAUGUAUCCCUGUUAACUUUCAAAUAAAAUUAUGGUUCUUCCAAGUAUAGAACCGCGUCAAAAUUACUGCCAAUGGCUGAUAAACGUAAAACUGUCCCGUAUAGUCGUAAUGGUACUAACAAUCCUCAUCCUCACCCCUUUAAUAACCCACUUUUACUUGUCCAAGGUAGAAAGAAGCGCCAACUCGGUUUCACAUUCACACGUCGAUUUACCAGAAGACUUGGCAGAUCUUAGAGAAGUAGAUCUACGUGUAGGCGUAGAGGAGCUGGUCAGAAUACGCGGCUCAGUACUGAGCGAGCUGAGAAACAUCGAAAAAAAACGGCAACAGUUCAAGCAAGAAUUGCAAAGCUACUCCAAAAAUAUUGAAGAUUUAAAGCUGGAGUUAGCGCAUCAACAGACCAAUUUAAACAGGUUGAAAAUGUCGGUGGAACAAGCCGAAGUUGCUAUGCACGAAGCUUUGCAGCAAAAUACUCCCGAUUUGGCGCUACCUCAGAGGCUUUUGCCUAACGAAUUACCCCCCAAACUACCCGCCAUUAGUAAAGAAAGGUCUAGAAAUUGUAGGAUGUUUAGCUGUUUUGAUCAUUCAAGAUGUUCUCUGACGUCUGGGUUUCCGGUAUACCUCUACGACCCCGAUCAGCAUCCGGUAAUGAACGACGGUUGGGACGUUGACGGUUUUCUAAAAACCACUCUGAAGCAAGUCUUAGGCUACAACCCCCAUUUGACACAAAACCCCACUGACGCUUGCAUAUUCCUAGUUUUAGUUGGCGAAGCCCUAAAAGACACCGAUGACGUCACGGAAAACAUAGGCAACCAUCUGAAUCUACCCCCGUUAGACUCAAAAGCCUUGCAACGCUUGCCCUAUUGGGGUGGGGACGGCCGCAACCAUGUCCUACUUAAUUUGGCCAGGCGCGAUUUAAGUGCCACUAGCGGCGAUAUUUUUUCUGACAUCGACACCGGCCGAGCCAUUUUAGUUCAAUCGACCUUCUACCACGACUACUUUCGACCGAACUUCGAUUUGAUAGUGUCCCCGGUACUGGGGCCACCUGGCGGCGACGUUUGGCAAGAGUGCGCCUACAUGUUGCCAAGUCGUCGCAAAUAUCUCCUGUCUUUCCAAGGCGAAAUGAAAUCGACACCCAAAUCCAACACUACAUCAAAGCAAUUUUUAUUCACCGACGCGCAAUUGGAAAAAGAAAACGUCGAACUAAACAAUUAUAUUUUGCAACAUUUAAAAAACUUGGCAACAACGCAUACGUCUGAUAAGUUUUUGUUUAAUUUUGAAUGCGUACCUGCUAGUGACGACACUACCCUUUUGCCUUUUGAUUGGGCUUUAUGCGGUACUGACAGCAGUCGCAGAGGAAUCUUAAAAGACUCAACUUUUGUGUUGAUUUUUGCCCCAACAUCUACUGAUUAUUUAUCAACAACGUUGCUUCAAGCACGUGUGUACGAGGCCUUAAGAUCAGGCGCCAUUCCUCUAAUCCUAGGCGGCGAUCAAAUUCAACUCGCCUAUCACGAAGUCAUACAGUGGCGCCGCGUUGCCAUAUUUCUACCAAAGGCGCGCGUCACUGAAUUGCAUUUUUUGCUGCGCACUAUUCCGGAUGAGGACAUAAUGCUGUUUCGGAAACAAGGCAGGUUGGUGUGGGAACGAUAUUUGGCAUCGGUGCAAAGUACGUUGGAUACUAUUGUGGCAGUGUUGCGGGAUCGGUUGAAUAUUCCAGCGUUGCCGGCUGAUACGGUUGCAGGAAUUAGCGUUUUUAAUGAGACAUUCCAACCGAUUUUAGUUCCUGCUGUUGGCGAUGUGGAACAAGAAGAAAGUUUAGGACCACUAGAACCCCCCUACAAUAGUUUGGCUUUUAGAAGGAACUAUAGCCUCGGGCUAACGCAAGGCCACGAAAUUUGGAACGAUUGGGGCGAUCCCUUCAGGUUGUAUGCGGCGUUGCCAACUGAUCCAAUUUUACCUUCCGAUGCCAAGUUUAUCGGUUCGGAACGAGGCUUUAGACCAAUUGCCUCUGGAGCUGGAGGUUCCGGCAAGGAAUUUUCAGAGGCUUUAGGUGGCAAUAGUCCUAGAGAACAAUUUACAAUUUUACUUCUCACUUAUGAAAGAGAGCAAGUGCUAUUAGACUCGAUAGCAAGACUGAGAGGGCUGCCCUAUUUGAACUCAGUUGUAGUAAUUUGGAACAGCCCUCGAUUGCCCAGUGCAGAUUUGCGAUGGCCCGAUAUCGGUGUCACUGUUCACAUAAUUAAAGCUGCAAGGAAUUCAUUAAAUAACCGGUUUUUACCUUUGGACAAUUUACAAACCGAAGCGAUUUUAUCAGUAGACGAUGACGCUCAUUUACGUCACGAUGAAAUUUUGUUCGGGUUCCGAGUGUGGCGCGAACACCGAGACAGAAUCGUGGGAUUUCCCGGACGAUUUCACGCUUGGGAUUUGAACACCAAAAAUAGUUGGCUGUAUAAUUCGAAUUACAGUUGCGAAUUGAGCAUGGUUUUGACAGGUGCGUCAUUCCUUCAUCGGCAUUAUUUGCAUUUGUAUUGGAAAUGGCUGCCGCAAGCUGUCAGAGACAAGGUGGACGAAUAUAUGAACUGUGAAGAUAUUGCAAUGAAUUUUCUUGUGAGUCAUAUUACCCAGAAGCCACCGGUUAAGGUGACAUCUAGGUGGACGUUUCGGUGUCCCGGGUGUCCUCAGAGCUUGUCAGAGGACGACACGCAUUUUCAGGAAAGGCAUAAAUGUAUUAAUUAUUUUACACAGGUUUUUGGGUAUACUCCGUUACUGAAUACUCAGUACCGGGCCGAUUCCAUUUUGUUCAAGACUAGGAUACCUCACGACAAGCAAAAAUGCUUUAAAUUUAUUUAAACAAGACUGGAUUUUUAUUGUUUUUUGUAAUUUUAGUAUUUUGUAGAUAUUAGGCCUGUUCACACAGCAAUCACAAAUCAGUCAGAGUGGAUUUCAUUGGUUAAAACUAGUUUUCUGAUUGUUUUCAACCAAUGAAAUUCGCUUUGACUGGUUGAUAAUUGCUGUGCGAACAUGCCUAUUAAUUUGUGAUAUUUUUUAAUUAUUUAUUUUGUGCCAUAGUUUUUUUGUAAAUUUUAAAACAAUGUUAACGGUAUUUAGUUUAAGUUUUAUGUACUAGACGAAGUAAAAUAAAAUGCGAUUUUUAUUUACAUUU
Messenger RNA from Ceutorhynchus assimilis (cabbage seed weevil), 3309 nucleotides. NCBI's taxonomy places the organism in Eukaryota, Metazoa, Arthropoda, Insecta, Coleoptera, Curculionidae. The record is from the annotation of a GenBank genome assembly.